UUAUCAGCCACAAGGGUGGUCAGACAUGGGCAGCACCUGGUGAGGUGGCUGAUUCCCUAUGUCUGCCAGUGUUCUCGAAGCUGCCUUCAAUAGUAUGCCUUAAGUUUUGGUUAGCCCUAAAGAGGUCAGGUGGUUGGACUCGAUCAUCUUUGAAAGCUAUUUCCAACCAUUCUCCUUUCCCUUCUCUCUGAAGGGCAAACAUUUGUUGGAGUUAAUCUAAGGACUUAAAAACUGAAGUAAUGUAAAAUAUGUAUUGAGUGUGUGUAUUUUCUAUUGCUUCUAACAUUUAUAAUGCAGAAAUUCAGGUUGCAUUUUCCCAGCAUCUGGCUGUAACUGGAGCUGGAACAUCUCCCAAGUACAUAUAGCAUUUGUCAUAGCAGACCUAAACCUAAACUGUCAGUUUGACAGAAAUUAAGGCUGAGUUAGCCUUAAUAUGUUAAUACUAUAAUUAUAUCUGCAUUAUUCAGCAAUUAUGUAUAUUUACAAUGGAAGCACUACUUUUAUUUCAUGCAAUACAUUUAGGAAAUACUUGCAGCUUGCAGUAUUAAUGUAAGCUACAAACCAGCAAGCUGUUAAGUAGACCCACAGCCCAUCACCUUCCAGGUGCACAGGGACUCCAAAACAACCUUAUCUAAACUUAAGAACAAAAACCUUAACUGAAAUCCUCUGUUGUAGGUUCUUUUUCACUCCAGAUGUAUCUUUCAGUAUCUGCAGCUCUGUAGCAGCUCUUUGUUAGAGCAAGGUGCUUAAUAGUUGUGUGUUGAAUUGCAGAAUGUGUGGUUUUUAAAAUAAAGCCAAAACCAACAUCUGUGGAUGGGAGAGAAAACAUCUAAAGCUUUGAGGAGGUUGCCUCUGCUGCAGGGAAGCAAUAAAACUGACCCUGUGUUGUACCAGCAUGGCGGUGACAGAGCGAACCUACACGGUGCAGCCAAGGCCUCAGGGCCGCGUUCCCGCCAGCGGGCAGCCCGUGUCUGAGGUGAUGUGGGCGGCAUGGCGGCAGGGGGCAGCCGCGGGGAGCCCUUGGCCAUAGAGCCGCUGCCUGAGCCCCAGCCCGAGAUGUUCUCAGCCGAGGAGAGCUGGGAGGACCAGGAGCAAACGGGGGAGAUUCAGUUUAAAAUUCUGAGAGGGCACAGCGAUACUGUGAGCUCCUGCCAUUUUUGCUGUGAAGACUCAAAAAUACUUUCGUGCUCUUACGACAGAACAGUGAAGCUCUGGGAUGUUGCCAAAGGAUUUCCUGUUCAAAUGUUUGAAGAGCACACAGCCCCAGUUUCUGAAUGCAACCCAAGUCCUGAUGGCAGAAGAGUGGUAACAUCAUCCUAUGAUAGAACUGUCAAGACUUGGGAUAUGGAAACGGGAAAAGUGCUUUGGACAAUAGAACAUGAAGGUAUCGUAACUUCAUGUAAUAUUUCCCGUGAUGGCAAAUAUGUGGUAUCUGGCUCGGAAAAUGGCAAUGCCAUAUCUGUUUUUGAUGCAGUACGUGCAACAAAGGUGGCACGUGUCCAAGGUCAUCACAGGAGUACAAUCACAAGAUGCUGCUUUGAGCCUGGUAAUCAGAGAGUGACUUCAGUAUCAUAUGAUAAGACUAUAAAGCUGUGGGAUAUGGUAGCUCGAUCCACCUCAAUUACUAUUAAAGAGGGACACAGCAAUGCUAUCUCUGAUUGCUGCUUUACAUCUGAUGGUCGUUACUUGUGCACAGCAUCCUGGGACAGGAGCUUAAAAAUAUGGGACAUAAAGACAGAAGCAUUUCAGAGUCGUGGACCUGUUACCUUGAACCAGGGACAUGAGGGUUCUGUUAGUUCCUGUUGUUUUAGCCACGAUGCAUCACUUGUACUAUCUGGUGGAUACGACAACGCAAUAGUCGUAUGGGAAACAGAUGCAGGAUAUAAGAAGUUAAGCUUAAAGGGCCACUGGGAUUGGGUGACAGAUGUCGCAAUUAGUAGAAGCAAGAAGUGGAUUCUUUCAGCCUCAAAGGAUUCCACUUUGAGACUGUGGAACAUUGAAAAGAUGGAUUGCUUACCUUCAGUGAUAGAAAGCAGAAAAGAAAAAGGCUCAAAAAUUGCUCAGUGUGAAGAAUGUGAAAGACCUUUCCUAAGUCUGCAGCACAGUGACUUUGAAGUGAUAUCCAAGUGUGUAUUCUGUCGUCUGUCUUCUCCAGCAAGAAAUAUUUUGCCAUCGCCACCUUCCAUCCCUCCUGAUCUUUAAAUUCAUCUGGCAGUCUUUGGAUGUUAACAUACGUGAGUAUAAGUGGAGUGUCUGUACACCUUCAUGUACUGCACAUAUAAAGCUGAAUGUUUAAUCUUGUGCUGCCAUAGUAUUCUGGAGGAAUGAUAAACUACGCUGCUGAGCAGGGUCUGUUGUGACAGGACGAGGGCAAAUGGUUUCAGACUAAGAGAGGAGAGAUUUAGACUGGAUACAAGGAAGAAAGAUGAUGAUAAGGGUGGUGAUGCCCCAUCCCUGCAGGCACAAUGACUGAGCACCCAAUGGAGCUGUAGGUCCCUGUUCACUGUAGGGAAGUUGGACCAGAUGCCUUUAAGGGUCCGUUGUGACUCAGACAAUUCUAUGAUCCCACACUUUGCUGAUCCCCUGAGCAGCUGUGCCUCCUCACAUCAAGAUUGUAGCUGCCCCGCAGCUGAAGUCUGUGUAGUGUGGGACUGGAGGACAAAAUUAUUUACUUGCCUGCUGGUAAAUUUUAAACAAUUUUAAAUGAAUACAACAGUUCCAAGCUCAGUUUAUUAAUGAACAUGUAUGAAUUAUAAAUUAUUGUCAAGUUUCCUUC
Molecule: messenger RNA, 2776 nt
Organism: Coturnix japonica (Japanese quail)
Lineage: Eukaryota; Metazoa; Chordata; Aves; Galliformes; Phasianidae
Gene: WDR88
Product: WD repeat domain 88
Molecular function (GO): protein binding
Source: RefSeq, a predicted model, not a curated record